AUGAAGAUUCCGAGUUUCAGCUGGGAAAGAUUACGAGAUGUGUUUUAUCGUAGUAGGAUUCUAUGCGAAUCAAAGUGGCCUGCCCUUGACGAUGUUCAGUACGCUAUAUCAACGACACUUAUCGCAAUAGAGGUUAAUGAAGCUAUAGAGAUAUAUGAUUACCAGGGAGAGCUUGAAGCUACGCUCGACAAGAAGGCCUUUCCUGACGUAGUUGCUUUCGAAUUUGAUGAGAAUGAUAACUUGAUUAUUGCGACGCCGAACUCAAUUAUAAUGGUUCGCAGUUGGAGACCACUUAAUCUCUCGAAAUGUCUUCUGAAGGAUGAAGUACAGGAUUCAAUAUGGGAUUUUAAACAGAGUUUGCUUGUAACAAGACAAAAUCAGGACAUCUAUAGAUAUCAGAACCAUAAAAUUGAGCUAAUUUGCAAGAAUAGCGGGCGAUACACACUACUCACAAAAGAACAUUGGGGCAGCGACCGAAAAAAAGCCGUCCUUUUGGAUGUAAAUCAUGUCUUCCAGCUCGAGAUAGAGGACAAAUUGCUAUCGAAAUCCCUUCAGGACUCGCAGUGGCAAAAUGUGGUCAUUUCUCCGGACGGUUUAAUAUGCCUCUACAGCUCAAAAUUCAACAAACUACAAAUAUACAAGGACCCGCAGAGGAUUUUGCUCGAGCACUCGUUGGAUGGGGUUCCCAAAAUCAUCAAGUGGUGCGGUAAUGACUCUAUUGCCUGUUCUUUUACGGACGAGGUAAGGCUUUACGGUCCAGAAAAUUCCUAUGUCACAUUCUGGUAUCCUCAUGAGAUAUCGGCCUUGUUCACAGAGGCUGAUGGCCUUAAGAUCUUUACCGAAGAAGAUGUCAGGUUCAUAUCUAGAGUUUCAAGUUCUACGUCAAACGCCUUCCGGGUUGGCUCAACAGAACCUGCUGCAAUCUUACUGGAUUCGCUGGAUCUACUCGAUAGUAACAUAUCAGGGGCAAUAGAAAACCUGAAAAUUAUAAACCUUGAGAAGGCUGUCGAGGACUGCAUUGCCGCCGCUAAGGAAGAGUUUGAUCCUCACAUUCAGAAGCAAUUAUUGAGUGCCGCUUCAUUUGGUAAAGCCUCACUUGCAUACAGAAGUUUUGACUCGGAUAAAUUCGUUCAUGCUUGUGAUAAAAUCAGACUAUUGAAUCUACUGAGAGGACGAGCAAUGUUUUUAACAGCGGCUGAAUUUGAUAGGAUAAGCCUAAAUGGGAUAAUUGAGAGACUACUUGUGCGUCACAAGCAUUAUCAUGCAAUCGCCAUUUGCAGAUUGACUAAAAACCUCUCCUUUUUGCCAAAGGUAUUCUCGUCCUGGGCAAUAACCAAAUUACAGUUAUCGCCAGAAUUGGAGGACGAUGAACUACUGUCGCUUAUUAAGGAGAAAUUUUUUGACUUACAGACAAAAGCUGAUGGUCAUAUGGCUAGAGUAGCCCAUGCCGCCUUUCUUGAGGGUCGUUUCCGUUUAGCCAGAGAUCUUGCUCUUCUGGAGCCGUCUACCACCCUGAAAAUAUCAGAACUGCUUGGACUCGAAGAUGAUAAUUUGGCUCUGACAGUAUCUAUGGAAGCCAGAAGUCCCGAGCUUACUCUUUCACUUCUUCUAAGUUUACGUGAAAGGUUAACAACAACACAGCUCAUCAGACUAUUGACGAUCAACAUGAGCAACGAACAACUAUAUCCAUAUUAUAACAGAAAAUAUCAUUCUUUGCUCUACGAUUACUAUCGACAAAUGGACCAAUAUGUUGAUCUGGCCCAAUUGCUCAUAGCUCAGGCCAAACAGCAGGGAAGUUUAAGAGCUUUUCUGCCUCAAGUGAGGGAGCUCUAUAGCAAGAUUCCAAAUAACCCUUUGACAAAAGAGAACACUGAGCUUCUUUUGAGGCAGGAAAAAUUAUACACUUAUCAGGAUUCUUUGAGUUCGAAAUAUGGACAGAAUUUCAUUGAUAUGUCGCUUGACGAGACCCUAUCCAAGCUCAUCGAUUUGAGGCAGGAAAGACAAGCGCAAGACUUAGUCAAGAGGUUCAAUGUGACGGACAAGAAAUUUUACCAUUUGAAGUGCAAACGUCUUAUUGAAAAUAAGUUAUUUGAGGACCUGUAUGAGUUCGCUAUAAGCAGAAAAUCUCCGAUAGGUUAUCGACCGUUCUACAAUUAUCUCAAAAGGAAGGGUUACAAUGCAGAGGCCGUGAACUACGUUGAUAUGAUAUCUGGAAUAUCAUAUAAACAAAAAUGGGAUCUAUACCUAGAAUGUAAGGGUUAUUACGAGGCCAUACGGCUUGCAGGCAAGGAGAAGGACGUGCUAGGCCUUAAAGAACUGUACAGAAUUGUCCCUGCUAAUGAACCCAGAUUAAAAGCGGAGAUAAAUCAGAUAAUGAGCAAACUAUGA
Torulaspora globosa is the source of this 2388-nucleotide messenger RNA. It is a transcript of the gene VPS16, whose product is annotated as tethering complex subunit VPS16. NCBI's taxonomy places the organism in Eukaryota, Fungi, Ascomycota, Saccharomycetes, Saccharomycetales, Saccharomycetaceae. Gene Ontology annotation, biological process: intracellular protein transport; vacuole fusion, non-autophagic; endosomal transport. Gene Ontology annotation, molecular function: actin binding. Gene Ontology annotation, cellular component: HOPS complex; cytoplasm; endosome. Bases 1 to 2388 code for a protein of 795 amino acids. The transcript has a single exon. The record is from RefSeq and is a predicted model, not a curated record.